AUGUUUGAGGGAUGUUUUCGAGAGUCCCAGCAGUUGACAGCGGCUCUGGAAGAGUUGAAGGAUGUUGUCUCAGUGCGCAGUCUUGAAGCGCUUUUCCAAUGGCUAUAUCUUCGUGUUGUCAGAUUUGAUAUUGAAGAUCCCACGGAGCAUAUUUCGGCUGCCAUGGAGCUCGUGAGGCUUGCAGACAAAUAUAUAAUCGCUGGGUUGGAAAUUGAAAUGUCCAAAUACAUCAAGGACAUCCUUAUUGCCAAUCCCCAUCCAGAGAAAAACAACUUUAGCCAACCUGUCAACACCAACACUUACUACCUGACGUCUGAUCACAUUGAGUCGGCAACCUUUCUACGCCGAGAGCAUCCGGUACAUCGGAUUCUGGCUGCAGCCUCCGUCGAAGGGUAUCUUCGAAGUGAAGAGCACAAGUUCGCCGAGGAGACUCAACGCUAUCCUUCCUUCGGAGCUGACCUUCUCCAAGAGGUGAGAAUGACCCUACACGGGCUAUCGCCUCCUCGGACUACCACUUCCGAAGACCCUAUCAGCGGAAGAAGAACACCUUUGGACUCGAAUAUAUUUGUAUAG
Messenger RNA from Penicillium soppii, 573 nucleotides. RefSeq lists its product as uncharacterized. The transcript has a single exon. The record is from RefSeq and is a predicted model, not a curated record. The coding region runs from base 1 to 573 and encodes 190 amino acids. Lineage: Eukaryota; Fungi; Ascomycota; Eurotiomycetes; Eurotiales; Aspergillaceae.